GUGAGAGCGGAUAUAGUGAAUGUCCGGGGAGAGCGGAUAUAGUGAAUGCGGGGUCCGGGGAGAGCGAUAUAGUGAAUGCAGGGUCCGGGAGAGCGGAUAUAGUGAAUGCAGGGGUCCGGGGAGAGCGGAUACAGUGAAUGCAGGGUCAGGGGAGAGCGGAUAUAGUGAAUGUCGCUGUUGUCAAUCACAUCUAGUCAGCCAAUGAGGAUCUGGAGAGAGCAGAUAUAGUGAAUGCGGGGUCCGGGGAGAGCGGAUAUAGUGAAUGCGGGGUCUGGGGAGAGCGGAUAUAGUGAAUGCAGGGUCCAUGG
Messenger RNA from Staurois parvus, 308 nucleotides. The record is from the annotation of a GenBank genome assembly. Lineage: Eukaryota; Metazoa; Chordata; Amphibia; Anura; Ranidae.